AUGGCACAGUGGACAAUACUUCUGUUUUCUUUAUACGGAGCUCUGCAUGGACAAGAGAAUCAGCUUCCUAUUGAACACGAGUGCUGUCAGAAUGGGAAGGACUGGGCCCAGGAAAGACAUGACUGUACAUACCUCCCCGUCAUCUCCUCCUCCUCCCACAGCUGCAGGCUCACCCAGGAGCAGUGCUGUGCAGCAGCAGUAGGAGACCGACUCUGUGACAAUGGCAUCGAGGUAGCCAAGGGGCAAAGUGCCUGUUUCAUGUCCUUCUUCCGAGGAGAAUUCUGGGAAACCCAAAUCUCUAAGAUGUGCUGUGACUGCUGUGUGAUCGGCCUGAUCACACUGAACAAGGGCUCCAGCUGCGAGUUCCAGGGGUUGUUGAUGGACAGAAAGUGUUCGUACACAGCUAAAGCCUGCUGCGACAACAGCACAGCAGUAGAAACUGAACCCAAUACAAAUGCACCAGUGACAGUAAUGCCUCAGGCCAACACUACGGCCGAGCCUCAGGGGGGAUCGGACCCCUGUACAGACUCCAAAUGCUCCCACUUGUGUGAUGGUUACGGUAUGUGUGCGUGCCUUGGUGGUUAUCAACUGCAAGAGGAUGGAGUGAAUUGUGAAGAUGUUGAUGAGUGCCUGACUGGCAGUCACAACUGCGUCUUUGGCCAAGUUUGCAUUAACAUGCUGGGUUCCUUCCAAUGUCAGACGAAAACCAGCUGUAACACCGGGUAUGAACUCAAAGACUACAAAAAAUGCCAAGACAUAGAUGAGUGUACUUUGGGGACACAUAACUGUGGACCAAACGUUUUGUGCACCAACACACAAGGCUCGUUUUACUGCUCCCAAAAGAGGAGGUGCUCAGGCGGUUUUAUUCAGGACGCCGUCGGCAGCUGUAUCGAUGUAAAUGAGUGUGUGGCCCAUACCAGUACCUGCCUGCCUGGCCAGACUUGUAUGAACACAGUGGGCUCCUACACUUGUCUAAGGAACACAUACACCUGUGGACGAGGCUAUCAUCUAACUCAGGACGGCACGCUUUGUGAAGAUGUGGAUGAGUGUCGUACAGGGAAUGUGUGUGGCGGCCAUGUUUGUGUCAACCUGGUGGGCACGUACCGCUGUGAAUGCAGAAUUGGCUUCUUCCGCAACAGUAUAACCAAACGGUGUGAAGAUAUCAAUGAGUGCAGGCAUUAUUCCGGACGACUCUGCGCCCACAUGUGUGACAACACACAGGGGUCUUACCAGUGCAGCUGCGCCACUGGCUUCAAACUGUCCCACGACGGCAGAAGCUGUGACGAUGUCAAUGAGUGUGCAGCCAAGCCUUGCAGCCAGUCGUGUUCAAAUACCCAUGGCUCGUACCAGUGCUACUGUCGCCGUGGUUACCAGCUGAGUGACAUCGAUGGGAUAACGUGUGAAGAUAUUGAUGAGUGUGCUCUGCCUGCUGGACGUCAUGGGUGUUCCUACAGCUGCACCAACGCCCCAGGAAGUUUUUACUGUACCUGCCCACCCACAGGCUACACCACCACACAAAAUGGACACACAUGCCAAGACAUUGAUGAAUGUGCAGUCGGGACCCAUACCUGUUCUGUCUCUGAAACCUGCUUCAACAUCUUGGGAGGAUUUCGCUGUCUGUCCUUGGCAUGUCCUCAAAGCUUCCGGAAAGCAGGGCACGUCCGAUCCAGAAAAGAUGCUUCAGGGAAUGGGCGUUGUGUUAAGGUCUGCCAACCUAACAACGUCGGCUGCCGUCUCUCUCCCAUCCACUUCCUCUCCCACAUCUCCAUCUCUCUGCCAACCUUCCAUGGAGACUUCCGUGGACCACAAGAAAUAGUUUUCCUGCGGACAGUUGCAGUGGCUAACCCUGUUCCUGUACCCGGUGCCACCGAUGUUUACUUUAACAUCCUGGUUACAGAUGACCAGUUCUCCUUUGAUGUGAUUCAGCGUUCCCACCAGGGCAUGCUCGUGGGUGUGGUUCGUCAGGUGAAACCUAUCUUUGGCCCCAGGGACCUUGAGUUGCAGGUGGCUAUGAACUAUUUCAAGUCAGGUGUUGUUUCCAAAUGCAACAUUUUCAUCAUCCAGGUCUUCAUCUCUGAGUUCUGGUUCUGAGCUUAUGAAUUGAAC
Molecule: messenger RNA, 2106 nt
Organism: Anarrhichthys ocellatus (wolf-eel)
Lineage: Eukaryota; Metazoa; Chordata; Actinopteri; Perciformes; Anarhichadidae
Product: fibulin-1-like
Exons: 17
Coding region: 1-2091 (696 amino acids)
Biological process (GO): extracellular matrix organization
Cellular component (GO): extracellular region
Molecular function (GO): peptidase activator activity; calcium ion binding
Source: RefSeq, a predicted model, not a curated record